Rana temporaria (common frog) is the source of this 3774-nucleotide messenger RNA. RefSeq names its product cell division cycle associated 7 (gene CDCA7). Gene Ontology annotation, biological process: regulation of DNA-templated transcription. The transcript is spliced from 10 exons. The record is from RefSeq and is a predicted model, not a curated record. Gene Ontology annotation, cellular component: nucleus. Lineage: Eukaryota; Metazoa; Chordata; Amphibia; Anura; Ranidae. Bases 89 to 1342 code for a protein of 417 amino acids.
CCCACUACAAACUUUUUCGCGCGGAAACUUUCGCGGGAAAUCAGAGGAGUUCCUGGCUGUGCUGUGUGAAGUCUCUCCGCUCGUCGUCAUGGAUCCCUUCCAGCUCCAGAAAAUGCAGACUUCAAAUCAAAAUAGAUUUGGGAGAUUUCGAAAUGUGAAGUUAAUCCCCAUGGAGACCUCGUCCUCUUCUGAUGACAGUUGUGACAGCUUUGGCUCUGAUAAUUGUGCAAACACGAAAAACAAGUUUAGAGCCGGUACAAGCAGAGAAUUGGCCAGAUUAUUCUCCGAUGAAUCGGAAGGGGAGCCUUUUUCUGGAUUUUCGGAAGAUGAAAUCCGGAACGGGAUGAAAAUUGAAUCGGAUUCAGAAGAAGGCAGGCCGAUGAGAACUCUAAGGUCCACAAGAGCACAAGCAAAAAAGAACACAUCUCUAAAAGUGGCUCUUAAGUUCCCACCUAAAAAAGGCCCAGCCAAAAACCCUGCUAAAAAUCCUCCUAAAAACCCUCCUAAAAAAGAAAAGAAGAAAGUUGAGACUGAAGAUGGUGAUUCUGACACUGAGAGUGGAACCAAUUUCUUAGAGAAGAGGGCCAUGAACAUAAAACAAAACAAAGAAAUGCUUGCAAAGUUGAUGGCAGAGUUGAAGAGCAUACCUGAAUUUAUGAACUUCAAAAGCCCAUUCUCACCAUCUACUCCUCCUAAAGUAAAGCGAACACCUAGAAGUGUACCAUCAGGGGGACACAUGAGGAGGAACCCAGAAAGAGCCUCUCGUCCCCACACCCGCUCUCGAUCUGAGGUUGAUGGCCCGCCUAGCCCUGGUCUUGAUGACGAGGAGGAUGACCGCUACUAUUUGGUUAGGAAGAGAAAGAUGGAAGAAUAUGAUGAUGACGAUGAGAAUUAUGUUCCACGGUUCCGCCGCCAAACUUCCUUGUCUCUGCCACACAUUAUAAGACCAGUGGAAGACAUCACAGAGGAGGAGCUGGAUGCAAUAUGUUUCACCGCACGAGACAAGGUCUACAAUAGGGCGACUGGUUCAACCUGCCAUCAGUGUCGUCAGAAGACCAUUGACACCAAAACCAACUGCCGAAAUACUGAUUGUGCAGGGGUGAGGGGCCAGUUCUGUGGUCCCUGCCUAAAGAACCGUUAUGGAGAGGAUGUGAGAACUGCGUUGCUAGAUCCUGAGUGGCACUGCCCACCAUGCAGAGGAAUAUGUAACUGCAGUUUCUGUCGACAGCGGAAUGGUCGUUGUGCCACUGGCGUGCUUGUUUACCUCGCAAAGUACCAUGGUUAUGACAAUGUACAUGCAUAUCUGAACAGCUUGAAACGUGAGCUUGAACAGGAGGACUGAACACUGGGUCUAUAUUGUGAUGGAAAGCAGAAUUGUUGGCUACAUAGCUGAAAUUGAUGUUUAAUAUCUUCAGUUUGGAAGAUUAUCUAUACGUCGAUGUUGGAAGACAAAUUUUUUAUUUUAAUGACUGAGGGACAAUGUGACAGUGCUUAUAACUCACCAAGAAGGAUCUAUUCAUGUGGUAUGAAUAGGGGGGUCCUCCUUGCUGAGCUGUUGUAUUCUGACGUCAAUUGGUAGAUUCAUUUUUGUGCAACCUCCCUGCCCAUACAUGGAUUGAAAUUCGGGUGAAUUUUGAUCCAUGUAAAGCCAGCUGAGGUCCGACUCCCUCCCCAGUCCCUCACAGCCCUUGUUCCAUUACUAUCAUUAAGGGGCUUUCAGUUAUUGGAGAGCAUAAGGGGGAUGUUGGUUACCUCAUCCAUUUGAGUAAGCCCAGACUUCCAGAGUAUACCUUGCUGGGUGGGGGUAAGUUAUCGUAAGGAAUUGUCACUGACCUCAAUAGGUAGGGGACAGUUUCUUUAAACUGAACCACUGCUUUUUGCUUUCCAUUUAACUAGGGAACCCUAUAAUAAUCUAAAACGGAUCUUAUUUGAAUGAGUACUUUGGUGUUAGAAGCUGGAGUGAAUUGUAGAAUACAACAGAUCUGUUUGAUUAAAUCAUGGGUGUCCUUCAAAGUGUGUAACCUUCAGAAUAAGAUUUCUAGAAAACACUUGUUCCAUUUGUCUACUGUAUUAAUGUAUAUAAAAAAGGCCACUUGACAUGAAUGCAUAGUUUUAUAUAUCCAUCUAGGCUAACUGGCGGUCCGAAUUUAGUUUGAUUAUGCAGAUUUUAUGUAAUUCCUGCAUAGAUUCAGCUAUUGCUACUAAAUUUCGUUCCAUUGUUUUUUAAUUUUUAAAAAAACUGUCGGGUUUAAGCUAUUUUUUGUACCAGCAAACUUUUAUCGUAUCGUAAGCAUGCUUUUAAAAAUAUAGAAAAUCACAAGAUUUUUUUUUUAGCUUUUAAUGCUUUGAUUUAUUUGAAAAGCAAUGCAUCUAAAGAUGGCUUUAGCUUUUUUUUUUUUUUUGUACAAAGUAUUGUAUAUUUGUAUAUUGGCAGAGUUUCUCUUAGAAACAUAUACUGUAAAAAUUUCCUUACUACAUAGUAAGUAUAUGCCCCUCCAUGCAAAAAAAGCAGAAUAAUAUGCCUUGAAAAUAGUUCCUAUCUAUUUUGUAAUGGCUCUAAACAAAAUAACCUAUGUAAAGUACUUAGUGUUUUUUUUUUUAAAUUGAAGUCACUGUCUUCAUUGGAUGGAUUUCUCUGCUAAAUUCAAAUGCAAUAAGGGGGGAGGAGUCAGAAAGAGUGGGAUAAAUGACAAUAAAAAUGAGAACGUUUUCACUUUCCAUCUAAAGCUGCAAAAAGUAGUUUUCCCUGGAAUAAAGCGAUGCGGUAAUGUGGUCCAUUCAGGUCAAAUUGAAGGACCUAGUUGUACUAGUAAUCUUGCAUUGAGUCUUCCAUCAGAUGGAAAACCAGUUGCUUUUGUCUAUAGGGAAGCAUGUGACAUCCCGUUGAAUCCUAGUGAUUGGCUGCUUGACCCCUGCACAGUCGCAUGCCAGGGUGAUAUUGGCAUCCCCUUAGUCUCAAACAAGUGAUACAAUGAAUUCCAAUGCCAGUUGGAGUGGUAACCACAACAGGAAAGGCAGGGGAACUUUUAUAAUUACUGUCACUUUUGUCCAUGUUCAAGUGAAAUGUUUUUAUAGUAGUGAGAUAACUUUAUGAUCCAAAAUGGAUAAAUAUAAGCUGUUAAUGUGUUGCUUGCUUGCGUAAGUUGCUGUAGAGAAUUAGGCGAUUAGAUUUUGAUUUUAGUCUUUAUAAGAAUUGCUUCUAAGGCUUCAUUUACACCAGCGAUUAGGGCCGGUACGAAUGAUAACAGUAGGGAUCUUCUGACACCUGUUGCAGCUCUCAUUAGCUAGGUGUGGCUGCAGCUAUUCGUACACAGUCAGCGAUCACCACAGGCAGUGAAUAGCUGUGCCUGUCAGGGACCAGUUGUUAUAGUGAACAGGGCCGAUGGCCACACCUAGCAGCUGAGAGACACAAAGAAGGAAUCUGCUUUCUGCUGCUACUAUUGGCUCCAGCCCUAAUCGUCAGUGUGAAUGUAGCCUAACCGUUCUGAUUCCAAGAAUUGGACCUCUGAAGCCUGAUUUACAGCCAUUAUAUUUUCAGUCAUUUAAUUCAGUGUGUUACUUUAUGGUGGAUGGUGACAUUGUAGGCACUCUAAGAAGAUUUAUCACUGGAAUCUCCUGUGAUACAGAACACACUGAAAAAUAUUUGGGUAGUCUCUGCCCUGAACAGUGAUUUUUCUCUUCCUUGUGAAAACAAAAAAGUGUCUAUGAAAGAGUUGUGAGUUUUGUAAUAUGUUAACCUUUCCACACAUGGUUAAAUAAAGUAUCUACAUUAUA